This is a messenger RNA of Gambusia affinis (western mosquitofish), 11548 nucleotides long. Its product is annotated as CUB and sushi domain-containing protein 3-like. Lineage: Eukaryota; Metazoa; Chordata; Actinopteri; Cyprinodontiformes; Poeciliidae. The record is from RefSeq and is a predicted model, not a curated record. Bases 337 to 11208 code for a protein of 3623 amino acids. The transcript is spliced from 70 exons. Gene Ontology annotation, biological process: regulation of dendrite development.
GAUUACUGAUCGAUAAAGGUAUAAGCCUUCCUACUGCCUUAGCCGCUUCAUAAGAAAUAGGAAGAAGAGGAGAUGCUGAAGAGCAAGUGUGGGAGCGUGCCUUCAGAGAUCUUCGCACUUGAAGCCCCUCUCAGCAGAGAUGGUUGAGCCCUCGUCCAGGUUGCUGUGGUCCUCUCCUAAAAUCCAGACUCGCUCACUCCUCUGCUCUCAGCUGACACAGCGCGGCGGGCGGCUCUGUCUGCUGCUUCUCCUCUGAGGAGAGAGAAUCCACUUCCACCGGCCGACAGGACGAGAAAAAGCAGGCUGCGCUCCGGCUUACAUGCUGUAGCUGAGAACAUGAAGGGGAUUUACAGGGACGGGUACUACGGUGGAUCUAUUGAGCUGCGGGACGUUUUCAACAGGAGAUGCGUUAAAUGUGGCCGGGGGCACUUUGUUCAAGCCAAAACGAUGGGGAUUAGGACCGGAGUUGUUUUCUGGAAUCUCGUCUUUUCUCUGAUGUUCACUUGUGUGAAAGGUUUUAUCCAUACUUGUGGAGGCACACUAAAGGGGUGGAAUGGGACUAUAGAAAGCCCCGGAUUUCCUUAUGGAUAUCCUAAUGGAGCGAACUGUACCUGGGUGAUUGUCGCCGAGAAGGGGAACAGGAUUCAUAUAGUUUUUCAAUCUUUCGCCGUGGAGGAGGAAUAUGACUUUUUAUCUUUGUAUGAUGGGCAUCCGCAGCCGGCUAACUUCAGAACGAGGUUAACAGGAUUUACCAUCCCUCCACCUGUUACCAGUUCUGAUUCCAUUUUUUCAUUGAGGCUUACCAGUGACUUUGCAGUAAGCGCUCAUGGAUUUAAGGUGGCUUAUGAAGAGUUGCGAAGCAGCUCAUGUGGAAACCCAGGAGUUCCCCCAAAAGGGAUACGCAAUGGUACUCAGUUCAACGUUGGCGACAAGAUCCGCUACCGAUGUGUCACAGGCUACGUCCUGGACGGACAUUCACUUCUCACCUGCGUAACCAGCACAGCUGGAGUGUCAGUGUGGGAUUUUCCAGUGCCAAUCUGCAGAGCCGAGGAUACGUGUGGUGGCACCCUUAGGGGCUCCAGUGGGCUCAUCUCCAGCUUUGAUCUUCCCAGCGGUGACUCCCCUGGCACGGCCGGAGGGGGUGGUGCUGGAGGCCUGGGCAGCAGCAGGGAAUGUAAGUGGACCAUACUGGCUGAUCCAGGCGACACCAUCUCUCUGGUGUUCACAGAAUUUCAGAUGGAGGAGAAGUCGGAUUAUCUGGAAAUAGAAGGCUCCAAACAGCCAACCAUCUGGCUGACUGGAAAGAAUAUUCCAGCUUCCGUCAUCAGCAACAAAAACUGGCUGCGGCUGCACUUUGUAACAGAGAGCAACCACCGCCAUCGAGGCUUCAGGGCUCAGUAUCAAGUGAAAAGCUCUGGAGAGCUUAAAUCCAGAGGGGUAAAAGUAUUACCAGGAAAGGACAACACUAACAAACUGUCUUUGAUGAAUGAAGGGGGAAUCAAACAAGUGUCUAAUUACUGUCCUGACCCCGGGGAGCCGGAGAAUGGCAAACGGAUUGGUUCUGACUUCAGCAUCGGAGCAACUGCUCAAUUUACCUGUGACGACGACCAUGUGCUGCAGGGUUCUAAAACGAUUACCUGCCAGCGCGUAGCUGAAGUCUUUGCUGCGUGGAGCGACCACAGGCCCGUCUGCAAGGUGAAAACAUGUGGGUCGAAUCUGCAGGGGCCGUCUGGGACAUUUACAUCACCGAAUUUCCCCAUCCAAUAUGAGAGCAACUCCCAGUGUGUGUGGAUCAUCACUGCCAGCGAUCCAAACAAGGUGAUACAGAUCAACUUUGAAGAGUUUGACUUAGAAAUUGGUUAUGAUUCACUAACCAUCGGCGAUGGAGGAGAAGUUGGAGAUUCUAAAACUAUAAUUCAAAUGCUGAGUGGGAGCUUUGUCCCUGACCUGAUAGUAAGUAUGUCCCAUCAGAUGUGGCUCCAUCUCCAAUCUGAUGAGAGUGUGGGCUCAAUAGGUUUCAAGAUCAACUACAAAGAGAUUGACAAAGAUAGUUGUGGUGAUCCCGGUACACCUCUAUAUGGCUACAAAGAGGGCAAUGGAUUUUUAAAUGGGGAUGUUCUUCGCUUCAAAUGCCAGUUUGGAUUUGAGCUCAUUGGGGAGAGGAUGAUUACUUGCCAAAACAACAAUCAGUGGUCAGCUAAUAUCCCCAUCUGCAUAUUUCCCUGUUUCUCCAAUUUCACCGCGCCCAUGGGGACAGUACUGUCCCCUGAUUACCCAGAGGGCUACGGGAACAACCUUAACUGUGUGUGGCUGAUUAUCUCUGAACCUGGCUCGAGGAUUCACUUGGCCUUUAAUGACUUUGACCUGGAGCCUCCCUACGACUUCCUCACAAUCAAAGAUGGGGAUCAGUCAGAAGCAACGAUGCUGGGACGUUUUUCAGGGGCUGAAGUUCCUUCACACCUGACAUCCAACAGCAACAUUUUGCAGCUGGAGUUUCAGGCUGAUCAUUCAAUGUCAGGAAGAGGCUUCAACAUCACCUACAGCACUUUUGGGCAUAAUGAGUGCCCUGACCCUGGCAUACCUCUAAAUGGAAGGCGCUUUGGGGACGAUUUCCAGCUGGGUAACUCCAUCUCUGUGGUUUGUGAGGAAGGUUUCAUCAAAACACAGGGAGCUGACACCAUCACAUGCCAACUAGAAGACGGGAACGUAAUGUGGAGCGGACCAAUUCCCAAAUGUGAAGCUCCUUGUGGGGGUCACUACUCAGGGCCAUCUGGUGUCAUUCUCUCUCCGGGGUGGCCGGGCUACUACAAAGAUUCUCUGAGUUGUGAGUGGGUCAUUGAGGCCGAGGCAGGACGCUCUAUCAAGAUUAGCUUUGACAGGUUUCAAACUGAGCUAAGUUAUGAUUUUCUGGAAGUGCACGAUGGUCCAAACCUGCUUUCUCCUUUGAUUGGCUCGUUCAAUGGAACCCAGGUCCCUCAGUUCCUGUUUAGCAGCAGCAACUUCCUAUAUCUGCUUUUUACAACUGACAACAGUCGAUCAAACAGUGGCUUCAAGAUCUUCUAUGAAGUGGUAACACUGGACACUUACUCCUGCAUGGAUCCUGGCAUCCCGGUGAACGGUUUGCGGUUAAGCCAUGACUUGUCCAUUGGCUCGACCGUGUCCUUCCAGUGUGACCCUGGAUACAGACUGAGCCAUGAAGAACCACUUGUUUGUGAGAAGAAUCACUUCUGGAGCCAUUCACUGCCUACUUGCGAUGCAUCAUGUGGUGGGGAUAUCAGAGGGCCUGCUGGGAUCAUCCUGUCACCUGGCUACCCAGAGCUCUAUCCUAACUCUCUCAAUUGCACAUGGACUGUUGAAGUCAGUCAUGGGAAAGGUGUCCAGUUCACUUUUCACUCCUUCCACUUGGAGGAUCACCAUGACUACCUUCUGAUAACAGAAAAUGGCAGCUUCGCUCAGCCUCUAGCCCGACUCACUGGCUCAGAAAGACCUGCACCGGUUAAUGCUGGCCUGUAUGGGAACUUCAAGGCCCAGCUACGCUUCAUUUCUGACUUCUCCAUAUCUCUGCAGGGGUUCAACAUCUCUUUCUCGGAAUAUAAUCUUGAGCCUUGUCAGGAUCCUGGAACGCCUCAGUUUGGCUGGCACACAGGCUCCAGAUUUGGCAUCGGCGACUCGCUGUUGUUCUACUGCAACACAGGCUAUCGCCUGCAGGGGGCAAAGGAGAUCGUGUGCUUGGGGGGUGGCCGCCACAUGUGGAGUGCCCCUCUGCCAAGGUGUGUGGCGGAGUGUGGAUCCACUGUCUCCAACAAUGAGGGAGUUCUUUUGUCGCCAAACUAUCCAAUGAACUAUGACAACGGCCAUGAAUGCGUGUACAGUAUUCAAGUCCAAACAGGAAAAGGCAUCAACAUCACUGCCAGCACCUUUCAGCUCGCACAAGGUGACAUUCUUAAGCUUUACGAUGGUAAGGAUGGAACGGCUCCCCUCCUUGGGACUUACACAGGCACACUGAUGCAAGGCCUGUCCCUGACCAGCACUUCCAACUAUUUGUGGCUUGAAUUCAACUCAGACCUUGAGUCAACGGCAGCAGGAUUCCACCUCGUAUACCACAGUUUUGAGCUUUCGCAUUGUGAUGACCCAGGAGUGCCUCAGUUUGGCUUUAAAACUAGUGACCAUGGCCAUUUUGCUGGAAGUGACAUCUCAUUUGGUUGUGAACAAGGCUACACUCUGCAUGGCAGUGCCACACUCAAAUGCAUGACUGGAGAGAGAAGAGCAUGGGACAACAAUCUCCCGUCAUGCAUAGCGGAGUGUGGUGGUAGCUUCAAGGGAGAAUCUACAGGGCGAAUCCUGUCUCCGGGGUAUCCAUUUCCCUAUGACAAUAAUCUAAGGUGCACCUGGACAAUUGAAGUCAGCCCUGGCAACAUUGUCAGUCUCCAGUUUCUUGCGUUCGACACAGAGGCGUCUCAUGACAUUCUGAAAGUCUGGGAUGGGCCUCCUGAGAAUGAGAUGUCUCUGAAGGAGGUCAGCGGUUCACUGCUGCCUGAAGGAAUUCACUCCACUCUCAACAUUGUCACCAUUCAGUUUGAGACGGACUUUUACAUCACCAAAUCUGGUUUUGCUAUUGACUUCUCAAGUUCACUGGCAACUGCCUGCAGAGAUCCAGGUAUUCCCAUGAAUGGCAGUCGCAAUGGAGAAGGGCGGGAGCCUGGCGACUCCGUGACCUUCUCUUGUGAUCCGGGAUAUGAAUUGCAGGGAGAGAGCAGAAUCACCUGCAUCCAAGUGGAAAAUAGAUACUACUGGCAGCCCAGCCCUCCAAGCUGCAUCGCCCCAUGUGGUGGGAAUGUGACCGGGUCUUCUGGAUUUAUCCUGUCUCCAAACUAUCCACACCCGUACCCACACAGUAAAGACUGUGACUGGCUGAUUGCAGUUCACUCCGACUACGUGAUUUCUCUGGCCUUCAUCAGUUUCAGCAUUGAACCCAACUAUGACUUUUUGUACAUAUAUGAUGGGCCGGAUAGCAGCUCUCACCUGAUUGGCAGUUUCCAAGACAGUAAACUUCCAGAGAAGAUUGAGAGCACCUCCAACUUCAUGUACUUGGCAUUUCGAAGCGAUGGCACUGUGAGCUACACUGGCUUUCACUUGGAAUACAAAGCAAAACUGCGGGAGGCUUGUUUUGAUCCUGGGAAUGUAAUGAACGGCACUAGAAUGGGUGCAGACUACAAGCUGGGAUCUAUGGUGACAUUUCAUUGUGAGGCUGGGUACCUGCUUCAGGGCCACUCCACACUCACAUGUGUCAUGGGCAACAGCAAGAGACCAGAAUGGGACCGAGCCAAACCUACCUGUCAAGCUCCCUGCGGAGGUCACUUUACUGGUUUAGAGGGAACUGUUCUCUCCCCAAACUACCCACAUAAUUACACUAGAGGUCAGAGCUGUGUCUAUGACAUCUUUGUCCCGGGAGACUUCGUGCUGUUUGGUCAGUUUGUGGUGUUUCAGACUUUGCCCACUGACGUGAUCGAAAUCUAUGAUGGACCUUCUACAGAUUCAGCCCUUCUCUCGUCCAUAUAUGGAUCUCACUCAGGCGAGACGCUUCCUUUAAGUUCAGGAAACAAGAUAACACUCAAGUUUACUGCAAAUGGAACAGACACAGCCAAAGGAUUUCAUUUUGUUUACCAAGCUGUACCUCGGACCAGCGCCACUCAGUGUAGCUCAGUCCCUGAGCCCCGAUUUGGGAAGAGGACAGGGAACGACUUUGGCAUCGGCAUGGUGGUGCUCUUUGAAUGCAAUCCAGGCUACACGCUGCACGGCUCCAACGCCAUCAGGUGCGAGGCCGUGCCCAAUGCCCUGGCCCAGUGGAAUGGCACUGUGCCCACGUGUGCUGUUCCCUGUGGUGGAGUGUUAACUGAACGUCGUGGCACCAUCCUCUCUCCCGGAUACCCUGAGACAUACUCAAAUUAUCUGAACUGUGCUUGGAGAAUAUCUGUUCCUGAAGGAGCUGGCAUACAAAUCCAGGUUGUAACCUUUGCCACGGAACAUAACUGGGACUCACUGGACUUUUUUGAUGGCGUGGAUGGCAAUGCUCCAAGGCUUGGGAGCUACUCGGGCACAACAAUCCCCCAACUGCUGAACAGUACCUCCAACAACCUGUACUUGACCUUCCAGUCUGACAUCAGUGUAUCUGCUGCUGGUUUCCAUUUGGAAUACACAGCAAUAGGUUUGGAUUCGUGCCCAGAGCCGGCACCUCCCAGUAACGGCCAAAAAGUCGGGGAUCGCUACACUGUGGGUGACAUGGUCUCCUUCCAGUGUGACCAAGGCUUUUCUUUGCAGGGUAAUGCAUAUGUUACUUGCAUGCCUGGCCCCGUCAGGAGAUGGAAUUACCCCGUACCUCUGUGUAUAGCCCAGUGCGGAGGCUCCAUGACAGACUUCAGCGGCGUCAUUCUCAGUCCAGGCUUUCCAGGGAAUUACCAGAGCAGCCUGGACUGCACCUGGAGAGUUCAACUCCCCAUUGGCUUCGGGAUCCACCUGCAGUUUCUGAACUUCUCCACAGAGCCUGUUCAUGACUAUUUGGAGGUGCGCAGUGGGACUCUGGAGACAGGGACAGUGAUAGAUCGAUUCAGUGGCCCUGUGGUGCCCAAUUCUCUCUUUAGCACCACGCACGAGACCACACUCUUCUUUCAUAGUGACUAUUCCCAGAACAAGCCUGGUUUCCACAUUGUCUACCAGGCAUACGAGCUGCAGAGAUGUCCCGACCCACGUCCAUUUCGGAAUGGCAUAGUGAUCGGUCAGGACUACAGUGUGGGGAUGACCAUUUCCUUUGAGUGUCUGCCAGGUUACACUCUGAUCGGAGAGGCCUCUCUCACAUGUUUGCAUGGAGUCAGCAGAAACUGGAAUCACCCCAUACCCCGCUGUGAAGCUCUCUGUGGUGGGAAUAUAACAUCCUUGAAUGGUACAAUUUACUCCCCUGGACACCCUGCCGAGUACCCACACUUCCAGGACUGCACAUGGACUGUCAGAGUACCUCCAGGAUAUGGAAUCUACAUAAAUUUCUCUGUUAUCAAUACAGAGCCCAUCUAUGACUACAUCACAGUUUGGGAUGGACCCGACCAAACUUCGCCUCAAAUUGGCCAGUUCAGUGGCACGUCAUUGCAGGAAGGUGUGUCCACCACAGCUAAUCAGGUCCUCAUCAAGUUUCACAGCGACUUCAGCACCAGCGGCUUCUUCGAGCUCCAUUAUUAUGCUUACCAGCUGAGAACUUGUCAGCCACCCCCUCCCGUCGCCAACGCCACUAUCCUAACCGAUGAUGACGAGUUUGAAAUAGGAGACAUUAUCCGGUACUCUUGCCAGCCAGGCUUCACCUUGGUGGGCAGCGAGAUUCUGACCUGCCGACUUGGAGAGAGGCUACAGAUGGAUGGACCGCCACCAGUCUGUCAAGUGCAAUGUCCAGCAUAUGAGGUCCGCUUCGACUCAACGGGGGAGAUCUUAAGUCCUGGUUACCCUGAAAACUACUCCAAUCUUCAGACGUGCUCCUGGCUAAUCAAUGUAGAGAAGGGCUACAACAUAACUCUGAACUUUGAACUAUUUGAGACUGAAAAAGAGUUUGAUAUCUUGGAAAUAUUCGAUGGUCCCAACAUCUAUAGUCAGAGCCUUUCAACACUCAGCGGCGACAUAGAAACGCCGUUCAAUCUGACAACCACUGGCCACCAGCUGCUACUGCGCUGGUCCACUGACCACGCCACCAACCGUCGCGGCUUCCACAUCAGAUAUGUGGGUGAGUAUCAAACAAUGUAUUGCAGUACCCCAGACUCCCCACACCACGGCUCUGUAGUAAGACAAACUGGGGGUCAUCUGAACAGCAUGGUGACAUGGGCUUGUGACAGGGGGUACAAGCUGAUUGGGAAAAGCACAGCUGAAUGCAAGAAGACCUCCUAUGGCUACUACGCCUGGGAUGCACCAGUCCCUGCAUGUCAAGCUGUGUCAUGCGGCGUGCCCAGUGCGCCAGUGAACGGAGGUGUGCUUGCUGCUGAUUACUCUGUCGGCACACGGGUGACCUACUUCUGCAACAGUGGCUAUCGGCUGUCCUCCAAAGAACUGACGACCACAGUCUGCCAGCCAGACGGCACCUGGAGCAAUCACAACAAGAUACCCCGAUGCAUCGUAAUGACGUGCCCCAGUCUUAGUUCCUUCUCCCUGGACCACGGGAGAUGGAGGAUAGUCAACGGUUCACACUAUGAAUACGGAACUAAAAUAAUCUUCACCUGCAACCCUGGGUACUAUCGGGUCGGCCCCGCCCACAUCCAGUGUCUGUCCAGUGGAGCUUGGAGCUGGAGAAAUGAGAGACCUCGGUGUAGAAUUAUUUCCUGUGGCGAUCUUCCUACUCCUCCUAAUGGGAAGAAAAUCGGAACGCAGACUACCUUUGGAGCAUCAGCUAUUUUCAGCUGUAACCUUGGCUAUGUUUCAACUGGAUCUACAGUUAGAGAGUGUCUUCUGUCUGGCCUUUGGAGUGGGAUGGACUCUCAGUGUCUAGCUGGUCACUGUGGCAUCCCAGAGCAGAUUGUGAACGGCCAGGUUAUUGGGGAAAACUUUGGCUACAGAGACACAGUGGUUUACCAAUGCAACCCCGGGUUCAGGCUUAUUGGCUCCUCUGUUCGCAUCUGUCAGCAGGAUCACAACUGGUCUGGACAUCUCCCAGUUUGUAUAUCUGUCACUUGCGGCCACCCUGGCAGCCCUAUUUAUGGCCGCACCACAGGCGAUGGCUUCAACUACAAUGAUGUUGUGCGCUUCGCCUGCAACAAAGGCUACACCCUGGAGGGACCCUCUACAGCUCAAUGCCAGGCAAACCGCCAGUGGAGCCAUCAACCUCCGACAUGCAGAGUGGUUAACUGCACAGAUCCAGGCAUUCCUGCUAACUCUAUCCGAGAGAGUAAAAUUGAACAUGGGAACUUCACAUUUGGCAGCGUCGUGUUCUAUGACUGCAACCCCGGAUAUUACCUGUUCGGUUCAUCCGUGCUCACCUGCCAGCCAAUGGGCCACUGGGACAAACCUCUCCCAGAAUGCAUUGAGGUUGAUUGUGGGCACCCAGGCACGCCGCCCCACGCGGUGAUCACUGGAGAGAAGUUUACGUUUGGCUCCAGAGUGCGCUACUCCUGUCGCGACGACCGUCAGCUCAUCGGAGAUUCAUCGCUUACCUGCCAACUGAACGGACACUGGAGCGGCCCGCUGCCCCACUGCUCAGGUGACUCUUCAGGCACCUGUGGGGACCCUGGCACACCUGCCCAUGCCAGCAGAGAGGCGGGGAACUUCAAAGUGCGCAGCAAGGUGCGCUUCACCUGUGCAGUGGGACACACGCUGUACGGCUCAGCAGAGAGGAUCUGUUUCCCCAAUGGGACGUGGUCUGGCAAACAGCCAUUCUGCAAGCCGGUACAGUGUGCAAAUCCGGGCACCCCACCUCAUGGCCACAUUUCCCGUGUGGACGGCACGACUUUCUCCCACUCCAUUGUGUAUUCCUGUAUGGAAGGAUUUUUCUUGACAGGAUCACCCACUCGCCAAUGCCUGGCAAAUGGCACCUGGUCUGGCACAGCUCCAAACUGUACAAUGAUCACCUGCAGCGACCCUGGCAUCCCAGCAAAUGGGCUACGAUUUGGUGACGAUGUCACAGUGGGUCAGAAUGUGACGUUCUCAUGCCAGCCAGGAUUUGUGAUCAUGGGAGGGGAAAGUGCCAUCUUUAGGACUUGCACCAACAAUGGGACCUGGAGCGGAACAAUGCCAUCAUGCCAAGUGGUGACCUGUCCUACCCCACCGUCCAUCCCCAACGGGCUGCUGGAGGGCUCCGUCCUGGAAUGGGGGGCCAGUGUAAGCUAUGGCUGCCUACCUGGGUAUGAACUCUCCUUCCCUGCUGUGCUUACCUGCACAGGAAAUGGCACGUGGAGCGGAGACCUGCCUCAGUGCUUGCCCAAGUUCUGCGGAGAUCCUGGCGUGCCUUCCAGAGGACGGCGAGAAGGACGCAGCUUCAUAUUCAAGUCUGAGGUGACGUUCAGUUGCAGCGCCCCCUAUGUGCUUGUUGGAGCGACAACACGCAUUUGCCAGGAGGAUGGUGCUUGGAGUGAUUCUCAGCCUCGGUGUAUAGAGCCUACAAGAAGCACAUGUGAAAAUCCAGGAAUACCUGAGCAUGGCUUCAUGAAUUACUCUACAGGUUUCAAGGUGGGGAGCAGAGUAGACUUCCAGUGCCAACAGGGACACAUACUGCAAGGCUCCACAACAAGGCUGUGUUUGCCGGAUCUUACCUGGACCGGGAUCCAACCUACCUGUGUCCCUCACUCCUGCAAGCAGCCAAGGAGCCCAGCCAACGCUGACGUUAUGGGUCUAGACCUGCCCUCCUACGGUUACACCCUGGUGUACACCUGUCAGCCAGGUUAUUUCCUCUCCGGGGGUUCAGAGCACCGUGUCUGCCGCUCUGACGGCAGCUGGACGGGCAAGGUGCCUGUGUGCAGAGUUGGAUCUAAAUCCCAAGAGAAAAUAGUCAAACCCGUGCCAGGGACACCAAGCCCUAAGAUGAAGGUUCCAGACGAUGCGUUUGCCCCGGAUUUCGUCUGGAAGGGUUCCUACGAUUACAAGGGGCAGAAACAGCCAAUGAGUUUGACAGUCACCAGCUUUAAUGUUACCACUGGAAAAGUCAAUGUAACUUUAACAGACAGUAGCACAGAGUUCCUGCUCUCUGGUGUGUACAAACGCCAGGAGGCACGGUUAACUCUCUUGCUGUAUCAGAUGAGAGCACUGACCUACAGCUCUUUGGGCAGGAUUACGGAUGAGUCCUGGGCAAUGGAUGGAUUUGUUUCGGCUGAGCCUGAGGGUGGCAGCUACGUGUUUCAGGGCUUCAUACAGGGUAAAGACUACGGACAGUUUGGACUUCAACGACUUGGUUUAACUCUGAGAGAGAACGUUACGCUUGCGGACCCGGAGACCAUCGGCUCCACCAACAGCAGUUCUGUUGCGGUCGCUAUCCUCGUGCCUUUCUUUGCUCUCAUCUUCGCAGGCCUCGGCUUUUAUCUUUACAAGCAGAGGAAAACAGAUAAAGCUCAGUACACGGGAUGCUCCGUCCACGAGAACAAUAACGGACAAGCCACAUUUGAGAACCCCAUGUACAACACAAACACGAAAGCUGCGGAGGGGAAAGUCGUCCGCUUCGAUCCCAAUCUCAACACCAUCUGCACCAUGGUUUGAUGUCUGCUAACGCAUAGAGAUGGGUGGAGAAUGAAUCCUAGAAUUGUUUCUUUCCUCUUCGUCAUUGAACAAUAUACACAGAAAACGCUUUUUUCUCCGUUUUCUGUUGGCACGCAGCAAAAGCAAGAAAAUUGCUCAGCUGCAUAAAGCACAGCUUCAGCUUCAAUUAAAGUAGCUGAUAGCAUUCAUAAGAAGGAAGAACAGUAGGUUUCCUACCUUUUCAGAUCUUGUCUUUUUGCACUCUGUGAGUGUUAACUCCUUGAAUAAAAGAGCUUCUGGCAUAAAGAUAAAGCAAGUAUUUUCUGCUCAGUUGUAUAAAUAUAGAGUCGUUAUUUCACAA